UUUCUGUUAUAUCUGGUUCCGGCGGUGAAUACAGUUUCAGAUAUCAGAUAUGAUUGUCCGGAUGGAUCAAUUGUUAUAUGUAUUGUUAGCAGUAGCAGCGGUGCUAGGCACGAUUCUGUUAAUUUUAAUUCCACUGUUCUAAAGAGUCUGCAGGAUAUGAACUUAUCAUUUUGUAUUCAGAAAGUAUCAAGAGGGAACGACUAUACAACAGAAAUCAAUACAGUAAAAGCUUUGAACCAAGCAUGUGAUGUGAUCAACUUUGUUAAUAAUGGAAUAAACAGCCAUUUUAUGGAUGUUGUUACAGUACCAAAAGUGGACAUAUUUCAACCGGAUGUAAAGCAGGAACUGAUGUCACAGUCAUACUGUAAGAACUUCAACGACACACCCCUCGACUGCGACUUUCAUCUAGUAUCUAACGUCAUCGGUAGCCACUUAUCGAAACUUAUGGUGUCAACCAUGAAGAAUUUGAAAUGGCAGAAAAUUGCUAUAAUCUAUGAUAGCUUUUAUGAGGAAGAAAUAUCAGAGUUGGUACUGUCAUUGGCUACAAUUCAAAUACAAUGUGUUCUAUUAAAAUUCGAUAAUGUAUCAUGUGACAACAUACUACCGAGGUUGAAAAAAAUUUAUAUUGAUUUUGGUGGCGGAAACAUGAACCUUUUACUGAUGUGUUCCAGUACAUGUACAGCUACCGUUUUAUCGCAGGCUAAUCGAUAUAAUGAAUAUUAUGGACAACAAUCAGCUUUUGAUAUGAAUACAAAAUGGUUGAUAGCGUCUACAAUGGUUAAUAAAUGUAUAUUAGAAGACUCAUCUCUAGUACUAGAUAAUGUAGCUGUAUUCAACGAUUAUAAGAUACGUUCCACGCGUUAUCGUCACCCUAUUACGAUUGUAGAGAAUCUUAUGACCGAGACCAUAAUCAACUACAAAAGAAACUGUUCAUUAGACCAGACCUGCAAUGUGCCCAUUUCUGUAGAGAAGGAAUAUUUUAUAAAUUACACUAUACAGUUGUUUCAAGGGAUUAUGGAACAGAAAUCAUUCUCUAUAUCGACACUGAUGUGGGCUGAAAAUGAUCGGCGUGAACUCCGUAAAGUUGGCUGCAUCAGGGACCACGAUGCUUUUAAUCUAGGGUCCGCCAUCUUUCCCAAUGCUAAUUUUGGCUUCAAUAAAAGAAAAUUUGUAGUCUCGACUAACCCGUGGCCACCAUUUGUCAACAAGAAGACAACGAAUACUAGUGUUAAAUAUAGUGGUUUUUGUUUGGACCUCCUGCAGGAAUUAGCCAUCAGUUUGAAUUUCAGUUACACCUUAAUAGAACCUCCGGAUAUGGAAUGGGGCCGAUUAUUGAAUGGCAACUGGACUGGUCUCAUUGGGCAACUGGCACGAGAGGAUGUUGAUUUGGUGGUCGCGCCGAUUUCAAUCUCAACAGAACGUGAGACUGUCAUGGACUUUACACAACCUUAUUUCUACGAAAAAACAGGAUUAGGGAUGAGACGACCCGAUCCCAAUAAAACAAAAUGGCGACGAUUAGUUGAACCAUUGACAUGGCAGGUUUUGUUGUGUAUUGGAAUAUCAUUUCUUGUAAUAUCGAUAUUAUUUUCUCUGAUUGAGAGAUACAACCCGUUUUACACAACUAAAGGCAAGAAACGAGGCACCGAUAUUACAAGACAAGUUCAAGCUAAAAUCUGGUAUUUGUUCGGUGCCUUACUCGCUCAUGGUGGAAACCAUGUGACGCAAUCGUCGUCUGGACGAUUUUUAAUUGGUUUUUGGUGGUUGUUUUGUAUGGUAAUGGCAGCAACGUACAGUGGGAAUCUCGUGGCGUUUUUAACAGUAACCAAAGACAAGCCACCAUUUACAAGUUUAGCAGGAAUGAUUCAACAAGAUGAUUACAUUUGGGGAACAAUCGGUGGAACAGUCAUCGUCCAAUUAUUACAGACCUCAAACCGGUCAGACUACCGUCAAGUGUGGAGUGGUAUAGAAAAGUUCAGUCAGUCAGAUCCAGGUAUUUUAAGUCUGUCGGGUGAUGAUCAUUUAGAAAGGGUUCUAGCAGGAGAUUACGUCUUUUUGGGUGAUUAUACACUAAUGGAAAUUUGGGAGACCCAGUAUUGUGAUCUUUUCACAAUUGAAGAACACUUUUUUCCUAUGCAGUUUGGGCUUGGUCUUCUAAAUAAUUCAGCAUAUACAACGGUUUUUACCGAUAAUUUGCUAAAGAUCUAUGAAAGUGGACUGGUUCAGAUUUGGAAAAAAAGGUGGUGGCCAAAUUCAACAUCUUGUGGCACUGGUCGUAAUACUCAGAUUAAAGCCGUGGACCUGUUGUCAUUACAAAGUGCAUUCUACGUCAUCGCUAUUGGUAUAUGGUUGGCGGUCAUUGCUUUGAUUAUUGAAGUUUUACCAUACUUCAGAAAGAAAAUGAAUAACUGACUUCGUCACCAGAAUGAGGACUUUAUUUGAAGACAUAUCAUCAUGCCUUCGUUUUUAUCGACCAGAAUGAUCGAUAUAAAGUGAAUAAUUCAGGAAUGACAACUUGUAUCAUCGCUA
Molecule: messenger RNA, 2526 nt
Organism: Patella vulgata (common limpet)
Lineage: Eukaryota; Metazoa; Mollusca; Gastropoda; Patellidae
Product: glutamate receptor ionotropic, delta-2
Exons: 13
Coding region: 157-2409 (750 amino acids)
Biological process (GO): monoatomic ion transport
Cellular component (GO): membrane
Molecular function (GO): glutamate-gated receptor activity
Source: RefSeq, a predicted model, not a curated record